UAAGGACGCAGCGGGGGGCGGGACCUGGAGACCAGGAAAUGGUGUCAGGGCUGUAAACAGGCACAUGGAGGGGCUGUUAAAGCUGGAAGUUUCCCUCCCUCUCCUCCAGCAUGUUCCAUCUGGGCUGGACACUGUAAUUAGGAGAGCUGAUGUCUGAUGGUGCCACUGAUCUGCAGGCUCCACAGAGCCACCUCCAGGCCAUGGAGCAAGGGAUGGGAGAUGGGGAGCAGCCAGAUGGUCACCUACCAUUCAAGGUGCCUGAGCCAGGGCUGGAGGGUGCAGCUGCUCUCUGCAGCCCUGGCUUCCAGCAGUCCCAGGAGUUGGAGCUCCCGGAAUCCCAAAGACAUGCCCCACCGGAGUGUGCCAGCACCCAGCUCCAUGGAGCUCUGAGCAGCCUCAGGAAGCCUGACUACGCUUUGCUACACUUUGGGGAAGAUGUCAAGAGCCAGAAAAGACCCAAGCUGUCCAAUGGGGCCCAGACCAGGCCUAGCCUCAUCUCCCACUUCCCUCGAGCACUGAGUGAGAUGGAGACCAAUGGACCACCCCCCAUUGGACACAUCUUCCAGAGCAGUAGCCUGGAUCUGCACAGCAGGUGCCCUCAGGAUGGGCUGCAACACAUGAGGACUUUGGACAAUCCCAAAGCUGCCCAUUCAGGGGCCUCAAUGCUCUACCAGCCCAGCACAGAACCAUCAGAGUCCCCCUCCAUGGAUUAUGGACCUGAGGGUUGCUGCCAGUGGAGCAGCAGGGCUCCUGUGGUGGGUAGCAGCAUGAGCAGUCAGGCCAGCAAGGUUACGGGUUUGUAUGCUGAGCUGGUGAAGGAGCUGGAGCUGCAGAUGUCAGAGUUGCGGAAGCUCCUUGCCUCUCGGGAAGAGGCUGCUGUGCAGCAAGAGAGGAGGAUAAAGGAGCUGGAGUUGGAGAACCAGCAGCUGAAGAGCCAGCUCCGGAACCUGGAGGAGGAGAAUGACUUGCUCUCCAGCAGGAAUGGGGCAGGAGGGUCAGGGGUGGCUGCAGUGAGGACAGUCCUGGGCCCUGGCGCUGGUGGCAUUGACAUCAACGAGAGCAACAUCCAGUUCCUCAAGGGCCUGGUGGGGCUGCUAGAGAGCAACUCAGCAUUACAGGUCAGUGGCCUCCAGCCUUUCUCUCCGAGUGCCGGGGAGCAGAGGUGCACCCCUGCUGACAUCCCAAAGAGCCCCCCUGUUUGGAGGAUGCGAGCUGUGGUCCCAAGCAGCUUCUCCCCCUGGGUGAGCACAGAUGAUGGAGUGGGGAGCCCGGCCAUGCUCAGUGAUGCCACCUGCUUAUGGGAGGAAAGCAUUCAAGAUACAUUGCCUGAUGGGACACCAGUGUGGGCAUCGCCCAUGGAGGAGAAUGGGAGGCCCAAGCUGGAGCUGACCCCCAACUCUGGGGUCUAUCUCACCCACCAUCAGCUGGAUGACCUCUCGCAGGUCUCCACUGACAAGCCCAAACUGAUGACCAGGCGCCUGCUGGAUUACUUUUUCUCCCGGGAGACACUCGCCAGGUCGUCAGCCACUGGCCAGCGCAUCGCUCACAACAACACUACCAUGGAGAAGCCCAUCCGCCUGCCCGUUAUAGUGGUUAACGCUAUCAAAGAGUACGUCACCAGAGCAUGCGGCAGGGGCUGCAACUUCAAUGCCGUGAUCAACAGCAAGUGCGGUACCUCUAGGAGAGCAGUCAAGAAAAUGAUCGUCAAGAUGGAGUGAAAGACAUGAAGGCUGGCAUGUCACGAGGUUCCAUCCCAGCAGUGGUGAGCCAGUCACUGCAGAAAUCCUCCUUAGAGGACCCAUUGCUCCCUAACCAUCCUAGGCACUGGCAGGGACAGCAGUAUGACAGCACAGCUGACCUGGGCUCCCUUCCAUGCAGCAGUGAUUGGGGGUGGGGUAUGAUGGAGACAGCACUUGUAAAGAGGCAUGUUACCUGGUCAGGAGUGGCAAGACAUGAACCCUCCUGUACUUCAGGACUUGAUGCCUGCUUAGUGGCCAGAAUUCAGUGUAGGUGUCAGUGUGGGAAGGAUUUAUCCUCCACUGAAGUAUGUGGUGUGUGUCACUGUUGGAGAAGGGGGCUGAUGAGAUGGACCACCCAUGGGUCUGUUCUCGCAUGGUCACUCCUCCAUUCCAUCUUCUGUAGUGCACAGGGCUGGGAGAGCUGGUCUGUGCUGGGAUUCCACAUUUGCCAAGCAAAAUCCUGCACGGUCCAUGUUUGAAAUCUAAGUCUAGUAAUUUCCAUUUGAGAAUCCUAGAUCUGUGAGGCUCUGCAUUCACACCAGAGCCUCCUCAGCAUUUCCAAGGUUGAUUGUCCAAGGGAUAGUGCUGGCCAGGGGCAGGCAGCGGAGAACAGUGCAGGUCCUGUGCUAUAGAUUGGCCAGAGAGAAUUCAUAGAUUCAUAGAUGUUAGGGUCGGAAGGGACCUCAAUAGAUCAUCGAGUCCGACCCCCUGCAUAGGCAGGAAAGAGUGCUGGGUCUAGAUGACCCCAGCUAGAUGCAUAUCCAACCUCCUCUUAAAGACCCCCAGGGUAAGUUUCAUUUGAAACAUUUCUUACCAGACUCGAGAUGAAAACCAUCCCAUCUAGGCCAGAGUUUUAGGCAUUGGACUGAGGUAGAAAUAUUGCCACGCUGAACAGGGAGGGUGGAAUUCUCCAUCUCCUCUCAACCUGGGGCAAUGUCUGUCCUCACACAGUAGCUCCUUGGAUCACUCAAAUACAUUUCCUGCUCGCUGUAGCUGUUAGAAUUUAACUGUGUCCAAGAGAAUUAUUUUUUUUCCUGUAAAGAAAUUCAGUUCUGACAGAUAUUCUAUUUCUUGUAAAUAAAAUAAUCCUUCCUCUUCCCUAAUAAAGGCUGGAAUCUAA
Messenger RNA from Alligator mississippiensis (American alligator), 2859 nucleotides. RefSeq lists its product as uncharacterized. The record is from RefSeq and is a predicted model, not a curated record. NCBI's taxonomy places the organism in Eukaryota, Metazoa, Chordata, Crocodylia, Alligatoridae. The transcript is spliced from 7 exons. Gene Ontology annotation, molecular function: DNA binding. The coding region runs from base 150 to 1718 and encodes 522 amino acids.